GUGACGCGCCAACCAACCAAUCAGAGGACAGCCUCACCGCUGCCCGGUAACCAUCGACCAAUAGGAAGCGUCUGUUGAUCACCGGUGUGUCGCUCUGUCCGCGUCCCGGUGUCGGAGCCUCCACAGCGGCCGAAGAUGAGCGUGUCUCUGAGAACCGAACUCCCGGCGGACAAAAACAAGCGUAAGAAGAGGCGAGAGCUCACCAAGGACCAGAAACAUGAAAUCAAAGAAGCCUUCGAGUUGUUCGACACCGACAAAGACAAAGAAAUCGACUACCACGAGCUGAAGGUGGCGAUGCGCGCGCUCGGCUUUGAGGUGAAGAAGGUGGACGUGUUGAAGAUCCUUAAAGACUACGACAGAGAGGGGAAUGGCAAAAUAACGUUCGAGGACUUCAACGAAGUCGUGACCGAUCGCAUCCUGGAGCGAGACCCCAAGGAGGAGAUCAUGAAGGCCUUCAAGCUGUUCGACGACGACGAGUCGGGAAGGAUCAGCCUGAGGAACCUGAGACGGGUGGCACGGGAACUCGGGGAGAACAUCAGCGACGAGGAGCUGCGCAGCAUGAUCGACGAGUUCGACGCGGACGGAGACGGUGAAAUAAAUCAGGACGAGUUCCUGUCCAUCAUGACCGGAGACUCCUGCUGAGGACGUUGAUGUUUGUCUGCUCGUCCAUGAAGGUGGACAUGGACAUGAUGAGUCCUCUGAAGUGGUUUCUACUGGAAUCAUCACCCAGGACUGUCGUCAAAGUGUCGUCGACCGUCUUCUUGAAGCGUUCUGAAGUGACUCUGUCUUCAUAUUUCAUGUUGUCGUCGAUCAUUUUUUAAAGUUUACAUAACGUGAAUGUUUGAAUGUGUUUAUUUAUUUUGUACUGAAUAAAUCACUUUGCCGACAAA
Larimichthys crocea (large yellow croaker) is the source of this 890-nucleotide messenger RNA. RefSeq names its product centrin 3 (gene cetn3). The coding region runs from base 136 to 642 and encodes 168 amino acids. Gene Ontology annotation, cellular component: myosin II complex. Lineage: Eukaryota; Metazoa; Chordata; Actinopteri; Sciaenidae. The record is from RefSeq and is a predicted model, not a curated record. The transcript has 5 exons. Gene Ontology annotation, molecular function: calcium ion binding.